ACCGCGGUGCAUGCUGGGUGACACCGAGGCAGGGGUAGCAGGGUAGCAGGACCAGUAGCCGGCGGACUCAACCUUCACCUCGGCUUCACUUCCAGCCGCCCCCCCGCUGUCUCUUAGGCGGCCGCAGCGGACACCGUGUGGACAGCCCCGUCUUCAACCGAGUCAUGGCCAUCGGCGGACAUCAUCCCACGGUAACAGCAGGUCUUCGUAGCCGUCUGAGGUUCUCUGAGUAGCCGGUAGGAGACCCGGUUCAACCCUGCACAGAUUCUAAAUCUGGACUGGGUGAGCUGGAGGAGUCGUGAGAGGGACGUCAGGAUGAACCAGCUGGACUGGUUGGAUUCUCCCACAGGAACCAGCGGAGUUUAACAAUUAAAUAUUUACUUUAGUGUGAAAUGAGCGUAGCUGAGACAAAGCUGAAACGCACGGAGGAAAGGACCCUUUGAAGGUCUUUACUGGGGACGUAAGGUGUAGCCUGGAGGAGUCGUAGAUUUCCAGAGCGUCAUGGAGCCAGAUGUGAUCCGCAUGUACUCGUCCUCUCCCCCGCCGAUGGAGGACGCCGCAGAGGAAGAGGAUGACGAGUUCGGAGACUUCGGCACCUUCGCCAGCGUCCCCACUAGCGUCAGCUUCACGGAGUUCGACACCCCGACCACCUUCAACCAGUCGGAGGCGCUGGCCGCCACCUCCCCGCCUGAGCUCAUCAACAACAGAGGGGGGGUGGUGGCGUUCAACCACAGCUCCUCCAACGGCACCCACGAGCUGUCCAAGGCGAACGGCGUCCUGAGCGGCAGUCCCUCGGACAGAACUGAUAUCAAAAAGGUCCUGUCCAGCUCCGUGGACAUCUCGGCGCCGGUCGACUGUAACGGCGGAGGCACAGAGGUGCUGACUAACGGGUUCGCAACCUUUGACAUUCAGGGAAGCCCCUCCUCACAGAAUUCUGUCCACUCUCUCACAAAAGAAACGUCCACCGAGGACAUGGGCGACGUCCCAGAGGACGAUUUCGCAGACUUUGCUGCUUUUUCCAAUGCAGGAGGACACCUCAGCCAGAGGGAGGACUCGAAUAGUCCCACAGCGUCGGCCGUCCCCCACGACGAGGACUCUAACGUUGAGCGGGGAUACACCUCAGAGGAAAAUAACAGGGACACGAACAGAACCGGACCCGACACGUCCGGCGACGAGACCCCGGAUGGCCCAUGCAGCACGGACCAGGGUUCUCGACAAAGGGACUCAGUUUGCACUAACGAACCUCUAACUCCGAAUGGGCUGGACGCACCUGACAAAGACGAGUCCAAAGAGGACGUGUCUGCCAGCGCUGACGUCGACGCUGGGCUGGUGGACGAGGAAAAGGGCUCCGGGAAUGACACUGAGACGGAGACGGAGACGGAGACGUCGCUGGGGCGGCCGCUGUCGACCGACGCCCUGGAGGAGUAUGGAGAUGUGAGCACCACGGGCUCAGCGCCGUCUCCGCCCCUCCAUGGGGACACGGCAACCCCGCCCGCCGAUGAAGACGACGAGGACUUCGGGGACUUCGGAGACGCCGGCGCGUUCGGCGGUCAGGGCUUCGCAGACUUUGACCAAGCGGACGUCCAGCAGGACCAGAGUUCGGCUCCCGCUCAGGACGCGUCAGACGCCGAGCAGGACGACGACUUUGGAGACUUCAACUCCCCCAAGUUUCACGCCCGAGGAAACGAGGGGGAGGACGAAGAGAAGUUUGCCGACUUCCCAGUCAGCGACAGCUUCGGGAACUUUAGCUCGGCUGGAGGCGGCGAGGCCGAUGCCGGGUGGAGUGCCUUCGGAGAGCAGCAGCAGCAGCAGCAGCAGCAGGACGCGGAGGUGGAGGGGGAAUCCUGGGCGGCGUUCACAGAUAAGAGCGUUGCUGCUCCUGCAGAAAGGAGCGAGGAAGACGACGAGGACGAAGACUGGCAUGAAAGUGAGGUCGCUGCAGUCAGCGAGGAAACCAGCAGGACUGACAGACAAACGGCAUCCCUGUCCCUGUCUGUCCGUUUGGAGAAGCUGUUUCAGAGCAGCUUCCCUCCGACAGACGUCCCUCCACUGGAGGACGCCGUGUUGUCCCUGAAGAUCCUCCUGGAGCCUCCGGAGGAUGAGCCACAGUCUGGAACCGAGGCCCAGAGGAGGUGUGGACGUGGAGGCGUGUGGACACAGCUCCAGGACAUCCACGAGGCCUUUGGCCUCCGGUAUCAGUGGGGGGGCUCUCACUGCAACAAAGCUCUUCUCUGCUGCCUGGGCAUCGACACUAGAAACAUCCUGUUCACAGGUCAGAAGAAGCAGCCGGUCAUCGUGCCCAUGUACGCUGCUGGUCUGGGGAUGCUGGAACCCACCAAAGAGCCCGUGAAGCCCGUCUCUGCAGCAGAGAUGAUUGCUUCCAUCGGCCAAGCACCUCCGCUGGUUCCAGAGAAAAGCUCCUGUCCUCCAGACACAGUCCAGCAGGAGGCGCUCCCACCCGUCCAGUUUGACUGGAGCAGCAGUGGCCUUACGAACCCUCUGGACGCGAGUGGAGGCUCUUCUCUGUUAAACCUCGAUUUCUUUGGUCCAGUAGAAGAUUCAGGCUCCAGCUCCUCCUCCAUCCCAGGCGUCGACCCCGAGCUCUUUGAGUUGACGACCGCCAAGAUGGACGCUGGCGGCUCCGGCAGCCGUGUCGCCGACGCCUUCGCCCGCCUGAUGUCCACCAUGGAGAAGACCAGCACCUCCACCAGGAAGCCGAGGAAAGACGAGAAUCUGAGUGAGGAGGCGUCCAAAGUGAUCGCGGCGCUGCCCGACUUGUCCUUCAUGCAGGCUAAGGUGUUGAUGUUCCCCGCUACGCUAACGCCGCUCGGCUCGCAGUCCACAUCUGACUGAAGCCCCUCCCCCUCCUUCCACUGACUCCACCCUUUUUUUUCCAUACAUAUAUGUUAAAAUUAACAUUUUUUUUUUGUUCUUUUUUCAGUUUUUCUAAAUAAAGCGAAGCAUUUAUGAUCAGGGGAAGCAGCUCGGCGUUAACAGGAUAAAUAAUUAAUUUACAGAGGAAGCUUUAGAAGAGUCACCGUGUAUAUAAUCAGGGAUUUAACGUUUAUUUUCCCUUUUAACCUAAUGAUUUUUCGUCUGUGUUGGUGGGUUCAUGUCUGUGAAGGAAACACUGGCUGAAGCUCUUUGAAUCAAACUGAAGUGGAAAAUAAAUAAGACAAUUAAUACAUUUAUAGACAUAUAUAAAAUCUCUCUAUUAUAUAUUUAUCGACUUGAAACCACACUGCCUGCAAAAUCCAGCUGAAUGUUUGGUCCCGUCGCGUUUGAAGGCCUUAGUUUUCACUAAGCAGAUGUUUAGCCGGUUUUCUUUAACCUGCAGCCUCAUCCUGUCUUUGUCUGUUUGUCAUUUAUGCUUUUUAACAGAAGUUCUGACCCCAGCAUUGCUGCAGCUUAUUUUUUAUUUUCUUUGUUCUGAGGAAACCGAACAAACGCUGGUGAAUCCAGUGGGUCAGUGUUGUGUUUCCUCCUGUCUGUGUUGUUGUUUUGGGGGUAAAAACGGGACGUUUAGCUUAAAACCACUGAAAGUUUCUGAGCAGUGAAGAUCGACUCACAUCAGAAGGGAAUCAAGGGACCAAUUUCUGCUUCCAUGCGUUCACCGUUCCUAACAUGAAGUUUUAUUUUCUUGUUGCCGCUCGUUCUUUUUAUUGUUGUUGCUCAUACUACUGUCGGGCCCCGUCUCCCAGGAGGAUUUUGCACAUUGUAAAGAUGAAAUGGAUGUAAUCAUAGUUCACUGUGGCUUUAGACUGUGUACAGUUAAACUAUGGACUGUAAAAUGUACGGGAAAAUUCCUAUGGAAAAAACUGAAUCACUUGAAGAGCCUGUCAAAAGGUUAUCGUGCAUGCCCGGGUUCUUUUCAGACUACAAGUGUGUAAAUUUUACUUUUAGUGUACACAGGAAAUUAAAAUAAUUUAAGAGAAAAA
Messenger RNA from Mugil cephalus (flathead mullet), 3938 nucleotides. RefSeq names its product aftiphilin a (gene aftpha). Gene Ontology annotation, molecular function: clathrin binding. The transcript has 11 exons. Gene Ontology annotation, cellular component: trans-Golgi network membrane; AP-1 adaptor complex. The record is from RefSeq and is a predicted model, not a curated record. NCBI's taxonomy places the organism in Eukaryota, Metazoa, Chordata, Actinopteri, Mugiliformes, Mugilidae. The coding region runs from base 502 to 2853 and encodes 783 amino acids. Gene Ontology annotation, biological process: intracellular transport.